AUUUCAUUUUAUUUUGGACCAACCGGAUGAGGAAUAAAAUUAGAAAGGGAUGAGCAAAAGAAUAAUCCUUCAUUCAAAAUUUUCGUUUUCCCGCUUCCCGAGGUGAAAAUUCUUGAAUUCACAUCCCAUUGAAAAUUCAAAAUGACUCUUAGCCAAAUUUAAAAACACACAAACACAAACUCGUCUUCACUUUUCUCUCAACUUUGUCAUACCAAACCCUAGAAACCCGAGAGCAACCAUGAGAGAGUGCAUUUCAAUUCACAUCGGUCAAGCCGGAAUCCAAGUCGGCAACGCCUGUUGGGAACUCUACUGUCUCGAACACGGCAUCAAGCCUGAUGGACAAAUGCCGGGUGACAAAACGGUCGGCGGCGGAGACGACGCGUUCAACACGUUUUUCAGCGAAACAGGUGCCGGAAAGCACGUUCCGCGGGCUAUAUUUGUAGAUCUGGAGCCAACUGUCAUCGAUGAGGUUCGUACCGGUACGUAUCGGCAACUGUUCCAUCCUGAACAACUCAUCAGUGGAAAAGAGGACGCUGCUAACAAUUUCGCUCGUGGUCACUACACAAUUGGAAAAGAAAUUGUGGAUUUGUGCCUGGAUAGGAUCAGGAAGUUAGCUGAUAAUUGCACUGGCCUACAAGGCUUUUUGGUGUUCCAUGCUGUGGGGGGUGGGACUGGUUCGGGCCUUGGGUCAUUGCUUUUGGAGAGGUUGUCAGUUGACUAUGGGAAGAAAUCAAAGCUUGGUUUCACUGUUUACCCAUCUCCGCAGAUUUCUACUUCAGUUGUUGAGCCUUACAAUUCUGUUCUGUCAACUCACUCGCUACUUGAGCACACUGAUGUGUCUGUCCUUCUCGAUAAUGAAGCUAUCUAUGAUAUCUGUCGUAGAUCACUUGAUAUUGAAAGGCCUACCUAUACCAACUUGAACAGGCUUGUGUCUCAGGUUAUUUCUUCCCUGACUGCUUCACUUCGUUUUGAUGGAGCUCUCAAUGUUGAUGUUACUGAAUUUCAGACCAAUUUGGUUCCAUACCCCAGAAUCCAUUUCAUGCUUUCAUCCUAUGCACCUGUGAUUUCUGCUGAAAAGGCCUACCAUGAACAGCUCUCUGUUGCGGAGAUAACUAACAGCGCCUUUGAGCCAUCUUCUAUGAUGGCAAAAUGUGACCCACGCCAUGGCAAAUACAUGGCUUGCUGUUUGAUGUACAGGGGUGAUGUUGUUCCUAAGGAUGUGAAUGCAGCUGUUGGCACGAUCAAGACCAAGAGGACUAUUCAGUUUGUGGAUUGGUGUCCUACUGGGUUCAAGUGUGGAAUCAACUAUCAGGCUCCAACUGUUGUGCCUGGUGGAGACUUGGCUAAGGUUCAAAGAGCUGUGUGUAUGAUCUCAAAUUCCACUAGCGUGGCUGAAGUGUUCUCCAGGAUUGAUCACAAGUUCGAUUUGAUGUAUGCAAAGAGGGCAUUUGUGCAUUGGUAUGUUGGGGAGGGUAUGGAGGAAGGAGAGUUUUCAGAGGCUAGGGAGGACUUGGCUGCCCUGGAGAAGGACUAUGAGGAAGUUGGGCUGGAAUCUGGUGACGGGGAUGAUGAAGAUGAUGGUGAGGAAUACUAGGUUUGGUUGUGAAUCUAGCAGUUGUCUUUUACCUUUAGCUGUUCUUUUGGAAUUGUAGUGCCAAUGGGCUUAUUGGUCAGAACUGAGAAUGUUUGUUACAUUAUCAUGCUUUAUUCUGGUUGUUGCUAGUUAACUCAAUGAUAUGCUUUCAAAUCUGCUUUGUUCUUAUCA
Molecule: messenger RNA, 1765 nt
Organism: Daucus carota subsp. sativus
Lineage: Eukaryota; Viridiplantae; Streptophyta; Magnoliopsida; Apiales; Apiaceae
Product: tubulin alpha chain
Exons: 4
Coding region: 239-1594 (451 amino acids)
Biological process (GO): mitotic cell cycle; microtubule cytoskeleton organization
Cellular component (GO): cytoplasm; microtubule
Molecular function (GO): GTP binding; structural constituent of cytoskeleton
Source: RefSeq, a predicted model, not a curated record